CCCAUAUUUCGCGUCUCAAAACACGCGUAUAUUGACACGGCAAAACUUCGGGCGCGCUUUCCCGCGGACACAGAAAGUCUUCCGUACGCCAGCACUCUACAUUCAUAACGUAUCUUCGACUCUGAACCACAAUCAAAGAACAGCCAAAUAUUGUCACCGAAAAUGACCGACACCGAAGACCCGGACGAGACACCGCAACUCUCAGACUCCGCGACCAGCGAUGAUGAAUCGGGGGAGGAGCGAGUCGAGACUCUCAUCUCCGGCAGAGAGAAACGAAAGACCGCCGGCAACCGCUAUGACAGAGAGCUGAUCGCAGAAGAAGUUGCAGUCGAGGAUGAGCCUGACGAAGUCGCGCUCCUUUUCGCUGGUGAUGAGGAAGAGGAAGAUGAAGAAUUCAAGAGCAGUGAUGGAGAGGACGAUGCAGACAUGUCAUCUAGCGAUGACGAUGAUCAAGGCCCCAAUGCUGCCGUCGAUGAUAUGGAAGGUGAAAGGGAGAUAGAUAAACAGGCCAAAACUGAGCGAGCGAAGAAGCGAAAAGCGGAUCUGGCAUUGACAAGUGUUUCUGGACUGAGAAAGAAGCUUAAGACUGAUCCUACCAAGCCAGCCCCUGUUGCCGCCCCCGCCAAACCAUCCAAGAAGAAAGAUCGUGUGACAUGGGUCCACGAUCCAGACUCGGGUCGGGGUUCUCUACGGAAACAGACGAUUGCCCACCGAGCAGAAACGAUCGCCCGUCUGAAAGAAAGCGAAGCGCAGAGCAAGAAACUCAAGGCUGUAAGGGAACAGAGGGAGCGAGAACGCGCGAAGGAUGCUCCAAAAGAACUCACACAGGCUGAUCGGCUGGCGGAAGCAGCAAGAGUCGAAAGACAGAAUGCUAAGAGCCUCAAUCGCUGGGAGACAAUGGAAAAGAAGAGACAGGAAGAACAAGCAGCGAAAUUAGCCGCCUUGAAGAACAGAAAGCUACAAGGACCUUAUGUCAGUUGGUGGAGCGCAAAAGCCACCUGGGUUGGACCAAAGCUGAGCAAAAUUGGCACAAGAGAUGCUGGAAAUGUGAUCGAAGGCGGAACUGAAGGCAAGAAGCGUGGAAGGAAAUCAAAGGCAGAACAGCAAGCUGCCAGCAAAGAUAUGGAGUCUGGUGCGCCUCCAACGGUACCCGAAGGCCAAACCCUGGGCGAAAGAGCGUCAGCGACGCCUGCUACAGAAGCAAAAGAGCCUCCGCCUACGCAGGUUCAGCGAGAGGGAAAGGAAGCAGGCACGGUAUCAGGAAACGCAGAUUCGACCGUCCUCGUCCCAACAGAAACAUCCACAGGCUCAACGGGACCAUUACCGCAAUCUGCACCCGUGGACACACCAACAGAUGCACCCAAACCCACGUCAGGUACUGUGACUGAUACCGUUCGAGACGAUGCAGCGAGCACAAAGCCCACAGAAGAGAGUCAACAGCAGCCGCCCCUUGCAACUGCGCCAUCAGAGCUGGAGAAUUCCUUUUUGAAAGGGAUUCACGAGUAUGCGAGCAUGCCAGGAGACAAUGCUUCAGAGGGUGAGGCUGUUGGUUCUUCGUUACGAGACAACGACGGGCAAGAUAAGGUGCAGCCGAAGUCAGAAGUGCAACAAGUAUCGGGGACUGUGCAAGCUGAGCCAGACGAGGUGCAGACUGAACUACCAGAGAAGGAUGCAUUGUCGCACACGACGGAAUCAAUACCGACUACCAUGUCGCAGCCAAGUUUGAAGCCAUCCGCAACAGCACCCAAUCCGGAUAUUCAGAUGGAGUCAGAUGCGAGCGAUCAGGCCAGGACUGUUUCGGCUACAGCAGUGCAUCCUGCUACAACGGUGCAAGCAGAAUCGACUUCUCUCGAGCCAGAAGCAGCCAUGCAAGGUACAACCAUCAAAUCAGAGAGACAAGAAACGAAACAGGUAGAGGUGCCAGAUGUCGUAAAGAGUGAGCCAGAACCAGAGCCUGUCGUGGAAUACUCGACCAGAAAUCUGGUGCUGCUGGAGAAGUUCGAAGAGCUCUCGACCGAGUCACGCCAGGAAUAUUCUCUAUUCUACAAUCAUCGAAAGUCAUCCAAACCAGUGAAGCACAGUCAAGAGCUGUGUCCUAUCACGACACUGCCAGUUCGAUAUCGAGAUCCGUCCACCGGGAUAGGAUAUGCCAAUGUCGUUGGGUACAAGAAGCUUCACGAGCUCAAGCAGCACAAGUUUGUCUGGAGCAGUACGCUUGGGUGCUAUAUUGGCCGAGAAGGAGGAGUUGUUGCGCGCGGUGUACCAGAAGGGUUUGUGAGAAGUAAUGAUUGACAAUAAUGAACCAGAAAGAUGUGAUGUUUGAGUCACUCGGUGGUCUGAGGGUUCCCAAUAGCGGCCGCGAUCCAGAAAUCCUUAUCACAACCAUAUCCGGCGACUUUUGAACAUUCUUAGCUGUGAGAACGUUGUGGCAGCGCUGAUGAAGAUGAGGAGAUAUCUUGGAUGCCAUAAUCACCAUCUCCGUUCCAGCCAGCCAUACUGCAAGAAAAUACCACGGAUAGAUUCCAGCUGAAAGGCUGUGAGGCUGUGGUGCUGUGGUGCUGGUCAACUUGGUGAGGCUGACGAAAGCGACAAAUACAGGCCGGAAAUGCAAAUCAUGGUCUGUGUGCCUGGCCGGAAGUGGCCUUUGGUGGAUUCUUAAGCCUAGGACUUUUGGUGGGUGGCUUGAAGCUAAAGGUGCCGGGCCGC
Exophiala viscosa is the source of this 2706-nucleotide messenger RNA. Its product is annotated as YL1 nuclear protein-domain-containing protein. The record is from RefSeq and is a predicted model, not a curated record. Gene Ontology annotation, molecular function: ATP-dependent H2AZ histone chaperone activity. The transcript has a single exon. Lineage: Eukaryota; Fungi; Ascomycota; Eurotiomycetes; Chaetothyriales; Herpotrichiellaceae. Gene Ontology annotation, biological process: chromatin remodeling; regulation of DNA-templated transcription. Gene Ontology annotation, cellular component: nucleus. The coding region runs from base 163 to 2292 and encodes 709 amino acids.